This is a messenger RNA of Dermochelys coriacea (leatherback sea turtle), 2104 nucleotides long. It is a transcript of the gene CLDN15, whose product is annotated as claudin 15. Gene Ontology annotation, cellular component: bicellular tight junction; plasma membrane. Bases 235 to 909 code for a protein of 224 amino acids. NCBI's taxonomy places the organism in Eukaryota, Metazoa, Chordata, Testudines, Dermochelyidae. Gene Ontology annotation, molecular function: structural molecule activity. The record is from RefSeq and is a predicted model, not a curated record. The transcript is spliced from 5 exons. Gene Ontology annotation, biological process: bicellular tight junction assembly; cell adhesion.
ACAGCCAGCGAGCCAGAGAUCCACGCAGACGGUGCACAAACCCGCCCCCCCCCCGGCCAUGCCCAACUCACACACCUACCCCGCCCCGUUAGCCGCUGCUCGGCCCCGUUAUCCCGCCCUGACGUCGGGCCGCCUCUGGUUUUACCUGGCUGGCCGCUGCGGGCUGAGCCAUCCGCCGCUCGCCCGUGCGCCCCUGCCCGUGCGCUCCAGCUCCCCGUGCGCCCCGGGCGCGCCAUGGCCGCGGCGGUGGAGGCGGGGGGCUUCUUCCUGGGCGCGUUUGGCUGGGGGCUGCUGGGGGUGACGCUGCCUAACAGCUACUGGCGGGUGUCCACGGUGGAGGGCAACGUGAUCACCACCUCCACCCUCUUCGAGAACCUCUGGCAGAGCUGCGCCACCGACUCCACCGGCGUCUACAACUGCUGGGACUUCCCCUCCAUGCUAGGGCUGACUGGCUACCUGCAGGCCUGCCGAGCCCUGAUGAUCACAGCCCUGCUCUUUGGCUUCCUGGGCAUCAUCUGCAGCGUGGUGGGGAUGAAGUGCACCAAGGUGGCGAACGGGAACCCCGCAGUCAAGGGGAAGAUGGCGGCCACUGGGGGCUGCAUGUUCAUCCUGGGGGGGCUGUGCGGGAUGGUGGCACUCUCCUGGUACGCCUUCAACAUCACCCGCGACUUCUUCGACCCCCUCUUCCCCGGCACCAAGUAUGAGAUCGGCCCGGCGCUGUACCUGGGCUGGAGCGGGUCCCUGCUGGCCAUCGUCGGGGGCGGCUGUCUCCUGGGGUCCUGCUGCACCCAGUCCUCGCGGGACAAGAGCUUCAGCUACCACAACGCCGCGCCCAAAGCCGGCCCCGGUCGCCCGCGAACUUCCAAUGGCAGCAGCGGCGGGCAAUACGGCAAGAACGCCUAUGUCUAGGCGGGGGGCCGGGGCCGGGGGGGGGACGACCCGCUGCAACCCCCCCCCCCCGCACCGGACUCCGCCCUCCCGGCCCCCCGUGCAGGGACGUGUCGCCCCGAUCCCCCGGGAACGGGAGAGGGGGCAGGAGCGUUUGACAACUUGCGAGGCCGGAAGACUCCGCUCGAUCACCCAGCCCAGGGCCCCCCAGGGCCCCCCAGGCCAGGAUCCCAGAGGGCGAGCCACACCCCGUGCUGCAGCGGAAGACGGGGGGAAAAAAACCCCAAAAAAACCAACCACCACCCCCCGCCCCCCCCCCAAUGUCCCUGCUCAGCUGACUUGGGGGGAAAAGUCCUUCCUGACCCCAAAUCCCGUGAUCGGUUGGACCCGGAGCAUGGGAGCAUCCAGGCAGCUGGAAAGAGGGUUUUCUGGCCCACCCCGCCAGCGUCUCAUCUCCAGCUGUGGCCGAUCCCCGAUGCGUCAGAGAAAGAUGGGGGGAGAAAAAUACCCCAGAUGCACCUGGCUCAUUGGGCACAUUGGGAGGUGGAGUGGGGGCGGGAGGGGGGGCCUUCCUGACCCUAGCAGCAACCAGCUGAAGCCCUGAAGCAUGAGUCUAGAUUCGAGCUUCCCAGUGCAAACAGGAAUUUUUCAAUGAGACUUUUUUUCCCCAUGGGAAAAGGCCGAUGCGCGGAAAACGAUACUGUCUGGGGAAGGGGUCGGUUCUGCUUCAUGGCCCUGGUUUUUUUUGGGGGGGGUGAGGGGGGGCGAUUUAAAAAAAAAAAAAGAGAGAGGGUCAGAAAAUGUCAAAAGGGGGAAGUUCCACGGUUUUGGCUGGAAAGGCCGAUUCUAGUUCAAGUCCGAGCGGAGACAAAACGGGGAGAUGCUGGCCUUUCCGAUGAACCUUCGGCUCCGGAACGUGGUGGCGAUUUCCCUGUGGGGGCUGCGGGGGGUGUCGAUCAUUUGCCCCCAUCAGCUUGAAGACCCGCGGGGGGCUAGGAAAACAGAGCCCAGCGCUGCCGGCGGACCGGCUCGGAGGGAAGCGAGGGCGGGGUUCACCUCCCCGGUGGUGCGCGGUGGGGCCGAUGCGUCGCGGAGGCGGCUGGAGGCCGCGGCCGCCUGGAGUUCGCGGGGGCCAGGGAGCUGCCUGGGAAAGGCGGCCGCGCAGAGCCAGACUUUUCCACCCGUUUCGUGCGAAAUAAAUGUGCUGUUUGAACGC